This is a messenger RNA of Symbiodinium sp. CCMP2456, 1184 nucleotides long. The record is from the annotation of a GenBank genome assembly. Lineage: Eukaryota; Dinophyceae; Suessiales; Symbiodiniaceae.
AUGGACAAUGGUCUUGCUGAAGUUGCACUUGAGGCUGCAAAAACUGAGAUUGCGAAGAAGGAGCAGCAGCUGUGGAAAGCUGCUAAAUCUGAGCCUGCCCAAGGGUCCUGCCCGGCCGGUUUUCAGAAGCGCGACCCGGUUGCUUUGAGGACACAGGAUGUGGUUUCGGAUGGCAAGCCUCCGCAAGCCCCGCCCGCGAAACGAGUUAAACACCAGCCAACGCCACCGGGCCAGCCAAUCAAGAGAGAGCCAUUGGGCCAGGCCCCCGUAAUCAAGAAGGAGCCGUUGGGCCAGCCAAUCCAGAGAGAGCCAUUGGACCAGCCACCCAAGAGAGAGCCAUUGGACAGAGGGCUUGGUGUAGAUCAUCUAGAUCCAAUCAACGCCCGAAGCAAGCGAGAGCCGUUGUUGAAGCCAAUCAAGAGAGAGCCAGAUGAUGACUGGAUGGGACGGGUGGGUGUGAAGACGGAGAAACCCUGCACACCUGAGAAGCCUGCAAAGCCACCCUGCGCACCGGAGAAGCCUGCGGAGCCACCCUGCGCACCGGAGAAGUGUGCGGAGCCACCCUGCACACCGGAGAAGCCUGCGGAGCCACCCUGCGCACCGGAGAAGUGUGCGGAGCCACCCUGCGCACCGGAGAAGCCUGCAACCACGAAGGACAAGGUCGAGGAAUCUCAGGCCAAGGGCCUGGAAGGCCAGACCGAUGGCCACACUUCCGGGAGCCUCCCAGGCAAGGAAAAGCCAUCGCUUUUGUCGAGUGCUGCAGUGUUGUCUCCUGCCGAGCAGCAAGCCCUUGCGAAAGGUAAGCCCACAAAGCGCAAAGGCAAAGGCAAGCCUGAGCCAGAUGAGGAUGGUGAGGGUGCCGAUGGGAGUGGGGAUGAGGCUUCUGAUGCAAAGCCGAAGCGUGGCCCAGGACGCCCGAAAGGUUCCAAGCAGAAGCCUGCGGCCAAGGCCAAGGCCAAGGCCAAGGCGAAGGGAAAAGCGAAAGCAAAGGCCAAGGCAUCCGCGAAGAAGAGAGACGAGAGUGAGAAACCGAAGACACCCAUGAAAGCCAUGAAAGCUGCGGUCAAGAAGGGGGUGGAUGAGGAGAAGCAAAGAAAAAGCCGCAAGUCCUGCGCAUAUCAUAAGACCCGAACAAGCAAGAUCAGGGAGGGCUUCUCGGAGGAAGAAGCAAUCAAAUUGGCCAG